AUGCCAAUGGAAAAGGAGACCCUCCCUCUUCAGAUGCCGAGGGGGGGGAACAGGGCGAUAAAAGACCCCACAGUCCCGAAGCUGGGUAAUUCGGUUGCACCAGCUGCAGGUCCCCCUCGCCCCUUUUCGUGGCUGCUUGGAUCUUCCCUUCCUAUGAGCCAUUCCGGCGAGGAAGCCCUUUCGGACCAUCUCCGAGGUCGGACUUCAGAUGAGGAAGAAAGUCCCGGCGUCUUGGGCGAAAGCACACGGGGACGCUGGCCCCGUCCCAAGGAGUCCCGGAGCGGUGCCGCCGGGAGUAGCCAGCCCACAGGAGCAGCGGGGAGAGGGGCUCCCGGCGCGGAGGUAGCUGCAGCGGCGGAGGCACCCGAGGGGCUGGCCAAGCCCCCUUACUCGUACAUCGCGCUGAUCACCAUGGCCAUCCUGCAGAGCCCGCAGCAGCAGCUGCCUCUGAGCGGGAUCUGCGCCUUCAUCCGCCGGCGCUUCGCCUACUACAGCCAGCGCUUCCCCGCCUGGCAGAACUCCAUCCGCCACAACCUCUCGCUCAACGACUGCUUCGUCAAGGUCCCCCGCGAGCCCGGCAGCCCCGGCAAAGGCCACCUGUGGCGCCUCCACCCGGCCUCGCAGGGUAUGUUUCACAACGGCAGCUUCCUCCGGCGCAGGCAGCGCUUCAAGCGGCCCGCGCCCUCCGCCGCCGGGAUCUUGCUCUUCCCGCCUUCCCCUAGCCCUCUGCUGCCUCCGGCGGUCGGGCCUCUGCCCGCUUGCGCCUCGCCGGCGGCGCCGGAAAGAAGAGCGGGGGCGGUCCGAGGGCCCUUGCAAGCGGGAAACGGACGCCAGGGUCCCGGGGAGGAAGAAAAGCCGCCCCUGGGGGAGAUCGGCCUGCAGGGCGGCGACAGCAGCAGGUGCUCCUUCAGCAUCGACAGCAUUAUGAAGACGGCGCCUGCCCUGGUGCAGCUGAGCGCUUGGAUCCCCUCCCCUGCCACCUGCAACCCCAGCGCGGCUCUGCUCUCCCACCCGGAGCGCUUCGUAGCCUCGUGGAGGACCUUGCUGACUCCCCGCACCGGUCAGGGUCCCGCAGCGCUGUUGGCGGGUCACUCAGAGUUGAUCCUUAGCGUAGAAAGCCCCUCUCCUGCCUUCUAGAUCCGCGCUCCCGAUUCUCUUACUGAACCUGGCCAAUUGCUUGCAGACGGCAGUUUCAAGGACGUGAAGCGAUCAGGGUGGUGGGGUGAAGCACAGCAUCCUACAUAACGAAAAUGUCAUCCUUCUUUCUGGCAGCAACUGGGCAAAGUCUACAUGUGCCCCACAUCUAAGGAUCCGUGUAAUGCAGUGUUCUAAUAUCUAAUCAGAAUUGCAUUGGAGCUCAAUUCACACCAAUGGACUGCUUAUUAAUCGUCAACAUUUUAAAUACAUAAAAACAGAAAUAGAUGACUCCGAUGAAAGGGCUGAAUUGAUAAAGAAGUUCCAUUUUAUUAACAGAAUGAGACCCUUUGAUUUCCAGGUUUUGCAAUUACCUCCUUAUGGCAACAUAUGUUUGUGUUUCCUUCCAGCUCAACUGAAUACUCAUUCCUCUUUUUUCUUCCCCAAAUAUUGUGGGUUAUUCUGGAUAUAGUAUUACUCUAGUCCUUUUCAUCUGCCCUCCCAUGCUACCAAUAUAAUGCUGCAUUUCUUAGUCAUGAUUGUAACCACUCACAUUAAUGUUAUAUAAAUCUUAACAUCCAAACAUGCAAGUUGAUCCAAAGACAGACAAGCUCCAGACAGAGUCUUCCAUUAGUUUUGUUUGUCAAACAUCAACAGGUUACUUAGAGCAACUAAAAAUCGUAACUCUUUUUGCUAUUCCUUAUGUUCUACUUUCAACUUAUUUCAACAUUACUCCUAAUUCUCAACAACUAUAAUUCAUUUUGAACUGAAAAGAUUUCAGUUUGUAUUUCUACUUUAUAUACAUCUCCCAUCCCUUAGUUUAUUCUUGCUAUCAAGCAUCAAAAACGUAUCUUGAACUACAGGUACACAAUUGCCUGUGGCACAGGUGUCAAAUAUAUGUAUUUCUCAUAUGAACGGAUUGCCCUUCUUGGAGGAUAAAUCAGUAUGUAUUAUGCAAUCUGUCCUAGGCCUCAAAAAGUAUCUUAUUUAAUUUAGUUCAGUAAUAUAUCCCACUGCAAAAAUUUCAGGGGUCAGCUAUUAAUACAAUCAAUUUCUAUUCCUGGAAUUGAGGGAUCUCAUUUUAUUAUUUG
This is a messenger RNA of Crotalus tigris (Tiger rattlesnake), 2225 nucleotides long. Its product is annotated as forkhead box protein D3-like. The record is from RefSeq and is a predicted model, not a curated record. Gene Ontology annotation, molecular function: RNA polymerase II cis-regulatory region sequence-specific DNA binding; DNA-binding transcription factor activity, RNA polymerase II-specific. The coding region runs from base 1 to 1137 and encodes 378 amino acids. The transcript has a single exon. Gene Ontology annotation, biological process: cell differentiation; regulation of transcription by RNA polymerase II; anatomical structure morphogenesis. Lineage: Eukaryota; Metazoa; Chordata; Lepidosauria; Squamata; Viperidae.